This is a messenger RNA of Ostrea edulis (European flat oyster), 1186 nucleotides long. RefSeq lists its product as uncharacterized. The coding region runs from base 520 to 1038 and encodes 172 amino acids. NCBI's taxonomy places the organism in Eukaryota, Metazoa, Mollusca, Bivalvia, Ostreida, Ostreidae. The record is from RefSeq and is a predicted model, not a curated record. The transcript has 8 exons.
CAUUCACAUGUACGUGACAUUAGAAAAAAAUGGGGUAAUGGAUUAUUAUAUCAUGGUGUGAUUUUUGUUUGGACGUGCCACGGUUCAAAAACCUAUUCAGGGUAAAUUUAUAUAUUGAUUGAUUGGUUGAUUGUAUAUUGUUUAACGUUCCCCUGUAAAACUUUUCACGCAUGGAGACGUCACCAUUGCCACCGAAGGGCUGUAAAAUUUAGGUCUAUGCUUGGUGCUUACCACCUUUGAGCUGUGAGGGAUCAUCAUCGUGCCACACCUGCUAUGACACGGAACAUCGGAGUUUGUGAUCUCCUGUGAAGGACCACACAAUUAAUUCGCCUCUUACAACAAGCAAGAGGUACUGUUGACUUUUUGUUAGCCGGAUCCUCACGAAAUAGAGGUUUAUAUCCAUUCGUUAAAGUUGUCUCUAUUUGAAGGCUGUGAUUAUGUGUAUAUUGGACAGUUUGGUAAUAUGCUGCGUUGCUAUUCUGUCUAUGGCGUAGCCGGAUGUAAAAAGGAAAUGAAGUUAUGUGCUGUAUUGGUUUUUAUGGAUAUGUUUGGAACGAGACGGUUCACAACUGUACCAGGUGCACGAUUGGGUUUUAUGGAGACAGAUGUGCUUUUCCUUGCUCCUUUCCACUUUAUGGCAUUAAAUGUGCCUUUCACUGCAACUGUAGUAAAGAGGAAUGUCAUCAUCAAUAUGGCUGCAAAAGAAGUUAUGGAGAAAUAAAUACAACUAUAUGGGAUGAAAACGCAGAUUCGUCAUCACCAGCUACAGUUCCAUUAACGACAACAACUAAGUCUAAUCCAUUGAGUAUAGUAAAUGAAAAUUCUAAUGAACUAGCUGCGGAGAGUAACAAUUGUAUCGGAAAGGGGAACGGUUCCAUUAUAACGGACAACACAGAAACUUUGAGAUAUGCCAUUAUUGGACUUAGAUUUGUCUGUUGCGUAUUCCUUAUCUUCUACAUAGGACUGCACAUUAUUUUCAACAAAUAUAUACCCAAAGUACAGAAUAGACAAGAACACGAAAAACAUAUAGUUGUCUAAAUUGGAAGGGAAACAUUCAUAAGGAAGUUAUGGACGGAAAUUCAAAUGCGGACACUUUUUUCGAUGACAUGUUUACUUCAAUGUAUGUGAUGCAUUAAUGUUGUUUCAAAAAACGGAAAUCAUUAAAUUGAACGCUACAUGGACUUUA